AUGUCAAAGGGGGGGCGGUCUAAAAAGAAUAGUUAUCUAUUAUUUUACUGGGCUACUGAAUGUGGAGUUAAAAUUCUUAAAUUCACAUCGGAUGAAAUCAGUAAUAUUUUUCACAAGUUGAAUGUAGUAGAUAUAAAGGUCCAGUUGCAAACAAUUGUCUCUAUAGGAGUUUUUGAAAUAGAUCUAAGCAGUGAACAGAUUGAAAUUCUCCGUGGUUUUCUUUCGCACAAUAAUCAAGACAUUAUAUUAGCCACUUGUUUAAGUCUCAACAUAAUAGGUUAUUCUAAUCAAACAUGCGUUGAAAAAUUAAAUGAGUUGAUUACAAUGGAUCGAAACUUAUUCAAUGUGAAAUCAUCAAAUGAUAACAUGUCAUCUACAUCUUUGAAUUUAAUGAAAUGGGCGUCAGCAAUUUGUUUAUGUAAACUAGAUCAAUGCAAUCUAAACGUAUUGAAUAUUUUAACUAGUCUACUGUUUGAUCAAUUAAUUCAAUUUAUUCCUGAACAAUAUCCAAACAAAACUUUCUAUACACAAAUGCAAGAAUUCAAUGGUCUGUUGAACAAGUCAUUGGAUUUAGAAGAUAAAUGUAUGCACUUGUUUGUUUCGACACUUUCCGAUCUUAUAACAUUUGAUAUAAACAAAUCAAAUAUCUUUUUCAAUAGAAUGAUUUACUAUUCUGAAAUUAAAAUGAUUCUACGUCUUAGUAAGAAUCAUUUACAAGUUGAACAUUAUUUGACUGAUUUUUUGAAUUCAUCAGAGUGGAGAAUAAGAUUAUGUUCAUGUUGGCUUCUAUCUAUAUUAUUAUGUGAUUUAAGCAAGGAUACACUAGCACGCAUAAAUCGUCUUCUGUUAUUAGACUGGAAUACUAUGUUGCGGAUAGCUGCACUUCAUUCGCUUGAGAUAAAUUUGAAGGGGAUAGAUAGAUCUUUGUUAUGGUCUAAUCACUUAUUCAAUGAUCCAUUCUUGUCAAAUGAUAACAAUAAUACUUCAGUGGAAAAAAGAAUUCAUGCCUCGUCGAUCGCUUACACAUCAAACCAUUAUCGUCGUACUCAGCGAUUACAUCAAUCGACUGUGGAUGGUCUUUCACACAAUGAUUUAAUCAAACAACUUCAUUUUGCUUUAAUGGAUGAAUUUAAUUGUGUACGUGAAAUGGCAUGUAUUAUAGUUAAACAACAAAAUUUAACUACAGAACCAAUCAUUUUCAAUGAUUUACUUAAAAUUUUAGAGGAUGAUCCAAACAAUAAAGUUAAAAUAAUGUCUAUAAGAGCUUUAGAAACAAUAUCUGAUUCCAAUAAGGAUAAUAAGAAUUCAGAACAAGUUCAAAAUCACUUAUAUCAUAUUGUUCAAUCUGAAUUAAAUCCAUAUGUUCGUCGGAAAAUGUUUCGUCUUUUGUUAUGGUUCAUUCAAACUCGUUAUAUAACAUGUGACACUAGAGAACAUUUAAUUGACAAUCAAAUAGAUAUUUUAGCUAAAACCUCAAUCCUCAAUGAAUAUAAUGCAUUGAAACCAAAGACAAUAGAUUUUAACAAGUUAUUUGAUAUUGAAAAUGAAGUUAUAGAGCAUGUUCUAAAUAGUGACAAUGAUGGUAUUGAUAUAUAUAAACAUUAUUCUAACUUAAUACAUAAAAUAUUUGUGCCAAACUAUGAUAUAUUUACUGAUGAUAAAACAAAUCAUAUUAAAUCACAAAAAUUACAAUGUAAUCUAUAUCAUUUAUAUAAUUUCUUGAGAAAAUCUUCAGAACAUGACAGUUGUGAGAAGAUUCGAUGUGAAUUAUCUAAAAUAGUAAAACCAAUAUUCGAGAAGAUAUUGAACGAAGCAAAUACCAAUGCACCAGAAAAUUGUUUCUAUUCAUAUCAUAAUGAUUCAGAUUUACUGAAAUCAUUAAUGAAUGAAAAAUGUAACGAUUUGGUAAAAAUUUGUUAUGAUAUUAUACAAUAUGCUUAA
Molecule: messenger RNA, 1941 nt
Organism: Schistosoma turkestanicum
Lineage: Eukaryota; Metazoa; Platyhelminthes; Trematoda; Strigeidida; Schistosomatidae
Source: the annotation of a GenBank genome assembly